GCUAGCUGCAGCUUUAUAUAAUCUUUUCUUCACCUCCACCUUUUGAUAUUUUCUUUCCGAGCGGUGAUUGCAGAGCAUCACGACAAUGUCAAUUGACGAUAAAGAAACCCCUGAAGUCGUUGGCAGCGCCAUCGAAAGCAACGAUGAUGUUGACAAGAAAGGGACCGCGGCCGACCGCGCGGACAUGUACCGCAUGGGCAAAACGCAAGAAAUGAGAAGAAACUUUCGCUUUCUGUCCAUAUUUGGGUUUUCCAUGAUUCUCAUGGCGUCGUGGGAGUUUUCUCUGAGUGUCUCUACCAUCGGACUUGUGAACGGCGGCACUGCCGGCCUCAUCUGGAUGUUCUUUAUCUGUUGGAUCGGCUUCCUCUUGGUGAACACUUCUAUGGCUGAGAUGGCUUCAAUGGCUCCCACAACUGGAGGACAGUACCACUGGGUAUCCGAAUUUGCGCCUCCGCAGUACCAAAAGUUCAUCAGCUACCUCAUGGGAUGGAUGUGUGUGCUUGGCUGGCAGACGUCAUGCGCUUCGUCGGCGUUUAUUGCCGGCACGCAAAUCCAGGGGCUCGUCGUGCUGAACUAUCCCGACUAUAACCCCCAGCCUUGGCACGGCACCCUCAUCACCAUUGCCGUUGCUGCCUUCUCUGUGCUCUUCAAUACCGUGCUUGCGAGAAAGCUGCCGAUCAUCGAGGCUCUCAUCCUUGUGAUUCAUGUCUUUGCCUUCUUCGCCAUCCUCGUCACCCUCUGGGUUCUUUCUCCAAGGGCAGACGCAAAGGCUGUCUUCACUGAGUUUAGCGACGGCGGAGGCUGGAACAGCCUGGGAGGCUCAGCUCUCGUGGGAAUCCUUGCUGGUAUCCUGCCUCUUCUGGGCGCAGAUGCUGCCGUACACAUGUCCGAGGAGCUGCGCGAUGCUGGCCGCUCGUUGCCGCAGUCCAUGAUAUUGACUACAGUCUUCAAUGGUGCUUUCGGAUGGAUCAUGGUCAUAACGUUUUGCUUCUGCUUGGGGGACCUUGGAGAGGUUAUUGAGUCUCCAACGGGAUACCCAUUCAUGCAGGUCUUCUACAACUCCACACAAUCGACGAGCAGUGCGACUGCAAUGUCAGUCUUCAUUGUUGCCAUGACAGUCUUCUCCAACCUAACCAUGGUGGCUACCUCAUCGCGCCAGCUCUAUGCAUUUGCACGAGACCAAGCUGUUCCCUUUAGCUCUUGGUUCUCCAAGAUAAGAGCAGGGUGGGAUGUGCCCCUCAAUGCCAUUAUCACGACUUUCCUUGUUUCAGCGCUGCUCUCCCUCAUUAACAUUGGUUCAGCUGUAGCCCUGAAUUCCAUCACUUCUUUGGCAACUGUAUCGCUUCUGUCCAGCUACAUCGUCUCAACUGGCUGCAUGAUCUGGCGACGAUGGACGAAGAAUACGCUUCUGCCGUCCAAGUUCAGCCUCGGACGAUGGGGCCUCGCGGUAAACAUUGCUUCCGAAGCCUUCCUCGUCCUCAUUUUCGUUUUGUCAUUUAUGCCCGGCAACCCCAAUCCGACAGCAGCUCAGAUGAAUUGGAAUAUUGUAAUUUAUGGCGGCGUUACAAUAUUCUCGUUGGCAUACUACUUUUUCCGUGGAAAUCGCCGUUAUGACGGUCCAGUCACCUACGUCAGAACGCUUGAUCAGUAUGAGGCAAGGGAUCAUGAGUAUGAUGCAAGAGAUCAGUACGAAGCAAGGUAAUCAGUCGUGUCUACGUCAGAUGCUUUACAAGCCCUUACGCAUUAUCGAAUUUGUAUACAGUAUUAAGCAAAGGAAUAAUAAACACUUCAU
Messenger RNA from Trichoderma asperellum CBS 433.97, 1792 nucleotides. RefSeq lists its product as uncharacterized. Gene Ontology annotation, cellular component: membrane. Lineage: Eukaryota; Fungi; Ascomycota; Sordariomycetes; Hypocreales; Hypocreaceae. The record is from RefSeq and is a predicted model, not a curated record. Gene Ontology annotation, biological process: transmembrane transport. Gene Ontology annotation, molecular function: transmembrane transporter activity.